Cladocopium goreaui is the source of this 392-nucleotide messenger RNA. NCBI's taxonomy places the organism in Eukaryota, Dinophyceae, Suessiales, Symbiodiniaceae. The record is from the annotation of a GenBank genome assembly.
AGGCAGUUCGACAGGGCUUGCUUCAAAUUUGGACCAACGGCGGCGUCUUUCUGCAGCUUUAUGACUAUCCUACGGAGGUGGCAGUUUUCAUUCUACGGCUGGCCAUCACCGAUCGGGCCAACGAACUCGUGGGUCGCAAAGCUGGGAAACGCACAAUCCACGUGCUCACAAGACAGCCAGAGAUGCCACGCAACCUCCCUGGCCAGGGCUUGCUGGAAUCGACUGUGAUGGCUGUGUUGGCAGAAUUUGGCAUCAAGGGCCGAGUGGAACCAUCAGAUUUCGGGCGCAUCCGCAUCCGUGGUGAAGAGUUGGAACGCUUUGGCUGCGAGCUGCAGGGUGUUCCCAUGAAGAAGAAGGUACGUGCGCGGUGAGGAAAAAGAUGUGCAGAUGUG